AUGUCGCGCUGGAAGGAGAAUGCCUCACCUCUCCCGCCCUACCUGAGCGGCGCCUCCAACCCCUCCCAUCUCCUCCCCUGCAAGCGCCCGCUGCAAUCCCCAUCCCCAUGCCCACCGCCGCGCCGGCCGCUCGUCGAUAUCACUGGCAACGCGCUGGAGCAGCGGGGCGGGUACGGGUAUACAACGCCCCUACCGAAGGCUUCCAGGCCCUGCGGGUUCCUUCUUCACGACGACGAAGACGACAUGAACGAGGCAUUCUUGCGGGAGGUGGACGCCAUCUGCGAGGAGCACGCGCGGUCCACGGCCAAGAAGGAGGAGAAGGAGAAGAAGCCAGCAGAGGAGCAUAAGGGGACGGGCGAAGCGCCGCUCGUGGCGGCAGCGGGUACCAUUGACGCCGCUGGAACAGAGAUAGCAACGCUUGACGAUGCUUUCUGGGAGGAGGUGAGCGCCAUCUGUGAGGAGUGUGAUGCCCAGUCUGCUGCCAAGAGCCAGGAGGGGACGAAGGAAGAAGAGGAGGAGGAGAGCUUGGUGCUGUCCUGCAGUGAUGCUUCACUCCCCCCUGCUAUUUCCAUCACAGCGGAUGGUGUGGAGUUUGAAGAUGCAUUCUGGAAGAUCAAUGCCGUUAGUGAGGAGCACAACACCAAAGCUCAUGCCAAGUAUCAGGAGGGGCUCAAGGGGAUGGAGGAGAAAGAUGGAUUGGUAGCAUUGUGCGGUGAUCCUUCAGUUUCCCCAGUAAUUUCCAUUGCAAAGGGGGAUGGAGAGCUUGUCGAUGCACUCUUUGGGGAGGUUGAUGCCUCCAUCCACGAGGGGCAUGCUGAUAUCUCUGCUGCUAAGGGCCAGGAGGAGCAGCAAGAUAUGGAACUAGAAAAGGAGGAAGAUGAAGCGUGUGCUCCAAAGAAGUACUAUGAAUAUUUGCACUCCUUGAAUGAUAGGCAGAAGGAGGCUGCAUGUAAUGAUGUGGCUGUUCCACUAAUGAUUGUUGCUGGUCCAGGAAGUGGAAAGACUUCCACAAUGGUUGGUAGGGUGCUCACACUUCUCAAAGAGGGAAUUCCACCAUCAAACAUUCUUGCUAUGACAUUCACCACAGCUGCUGCCUCGGAAAUGAGAGAACGGAUAGGAACAGUGGUGGGAAAGGCAGUUGCCAAGGAGAUUGCAAUAAGCACAUUUCACUCAUUCUGCUUGCAGCUUUGCAGAACACAUGCUGAAAAGCUAGGCCGCACAUCUGAGUUCAUAAUCUAUGGACAUGGACAACAACGAAGGGCGGUUAUUGAGGCAGAGCGUCUAUUGGAAAAGGACAAAAAUAAUGGUGUUGGAGAUACAACUAAACAGUAUGAUGGGGACAUAAAAAAUUCUUUCAAAGACAAAGCCAAAAAGUGGCAGAAAUUUAUUACACAGGCAAAAGCUUCAGGUAGAACUCCAGAGGACUAUGAAAAGAAGGGUGAUUUGACAGGAGCUUCUGUUCUUUGGCAUUACAAUGAAAUAUUAAGAUCUUGUAAUGCUCUUGAUUACCAUGAUUUUAUUAACUCAUCCAUAACCCUUCUCACGAACUUUCCUGAAGUAUACAAAGAGUGUCAGGAUAUGUGGCGGGCAAUUGUAGUUGAUGAGUUUCAGGAUACCAGUGCUAUGCAGUAUUGUCUUCUGAAGAUUCUAGCUUCCCACAAUCAUAUAACUAUUGUCGGUGAUGAAGAUCAGUCCAUCUUCAGUUUCAAUGGUGCUGAUGUAUCUGGCUUCGAUUCAUUUCGUAGAGAUUUUCCAGAUCACAAAGAGAUCAGGUUGAGCAAGAAUUACCGCUCCACACGCGCAAUUGUUGAAGCAGCAACUGCUCUAAUUCAGAACAACAGUAAGCGGCAUCAUCGUAAGCUUGUAGAGACCGAUAACCCUUCUGGUUGUAAGAUCACUGUCAAGGAGUGCCACAGUGAAGAUUCACAAUGUGCAUUUGUUAUUGACAAAAUCAUUGAAACUACGUCUAGUACCGCUGAGGGGUGCAACUUUGGCAACAUUGCUGUCCUAUAUCGAAGACAGGUAACUGGCAAAGCUUUCCAAGUCUCCUUCCGCAACAGGAAAAUUCCCUUUAAUGUUCAUGGUGUGGCUUUCUACAGGAAAAAGGUGAUCAAAGCUAUCAUGGCAAUACUUCGGACCACAUUACCUGGUUGUGAUGAUGGCCCGUGGCGUCAAGCCUUCAAGGCCCUUUUACCUAGUGACAAAGAAGAAAAGAAGAAGAUUAUAGAUCAUGUUGAAAAGAUUUCACUGGCUAGAAAGUGUAGUUUUAUAUCUGCUGCUAGUGACAUCUUCAGCGCUAAGGUCUCUGGUACCUUCAAAAGGGCCCAGAUUACUCAAGGACGUAAGGUUUUAUCGACCUUGGAUAGCCUAUCAAAACUUGUUGAAAGGGAACAAUCAGUUUCAGUCAUCAUUUCCUCUGCGGGAGACAUGCUACCUCAGAAAUAUCUCCUUGAGAAGCUUGCAGUUGUUGAUGUUGAUAAUGGCAAAUUAUUAAAUGAAGAUAGUGAUAUCAGAUCGGUCCUUCAGUUUUUAAUGGAUGAUGUGUCUGACUUCUUGUCAACACAUUUUUCUAGUUCAAUGGAGAGAAGCAAGACCGACGAGAAAGGCUGUGCUUCUACACUUCAAGCUUUCAUUGAUUAUAUAUCUUUGAGGGAAACUGAAAAUUUUCGAUCCCGAAAGGAGGAAAAUAAGAAUUCUAUCACAUUAACAACUAUUCAUCAGUCAAAAGGUUUGGAGUGGGAUGUCGUGUUUAUUGUGCAGGCAAAUGAUUCGGAAAUUCCUUUGUUGCAUGAGUACAAUGGUACUGUGAAAGAAGCUGGAAGCACACUGGAGGAGGAGAGGAGGUUACUCUAUGUUGCAAUGACACGAGCUCGGAAAAAGCUGUACAUCUUGCAUGUUACAGUUGACUCUAACCGUCAGCUUCUGCAACCUUCACGUUUCCUCAGAGAAAUUCCAGUUCACCUUCUUGAGGUGCAGGGCGAAGAGACUCUGAGAAAAAUGCCUGAACGGUCUUCAGGUGAUAUUCCGUUUGAUGACUCUGAAGGGAAUAUAUCAAUCGGAAAGCCAAUUAUGGGACAGAACGAAGCUUCACCUUAUCCAGAACUGGCUCAAGGAUGCCUUGCUAAUGAUUUCUUGAGAAAGUUCGACAUUGAUGAUAGAUCGGUAGUCUCACAUAUAUUUCAUCAUUGGGGCAAGAAGCAGGCAUUUCAAAAUCCAAAGAGAUUACUUGAAAAGAUCAGUUUUGUGAUUGAUGAACGCCUACGUGGUAAAGGAUACAAGCGCAAGGAUGUCUUGCGAAAGCUGAAGUCGUUCCUAAGCGGUGAUGAAGCAUUGGGCUACGCACAAUAUGUUAUCAAGUGGGAACAGAUUCCAAUAGAGAAGCGGAGCCAUUUGAUGAGAGAAAGGCAGGAACAUUUCCAAAAGCAGAGGAUUGAGAACUCUAUGGGUUCGUCAGAACCCACAGCCAAGCAGAAUACUAAACAGAAUUCGUCCCUGUUUGUCCUCCAGAUAUCGUACCUUCGAAACCUGGGGUGCACCAUCACUCCGACUUCUCGCUUGCACGCAUCAAAUCUUAUCGAAAAGUACAAAUCGCUCUGA
Messenger RNA from Miscanthus lutarioriparius, 3597 nucleotides. The record is from the annotation of a GenBank genome assembly. Lineage: Eukaryota; Viridiplantae; Streptophyta; Magnoliopsida; Poales; Poaceae.